Messenger RNA from Linum trigynum, 3360 nucleotides. NCBI's taxonomy places the organism in Eukaryota, Viridiplantae, Streptophyta, Magnoliopsida, Malpighiales, Linaceae. The record is from the annotation of a GenBank genome assembly.
AUAAAAUUAAAAUAUGGCAAGGAUAAUCUUGAAUUUUCAAAACAGCUUUUCGCAGGAGGUCCAAAUCGGAGCUUCUACUUUUAUGUUAUACAAAAGUGAUUUUCAACUUUUCAAAAACCGAGCUUUUAGAGGUGUUUGGCCCUGCUUCACCUUUUAAAGCCGAAAAGCACUUCUAAAAGCCGGGCCAAACAUAGGGAUUAGAGGAAUCGUACGUUUAAGAGAAAAUGAAUCUCCUUGAUUGAUCUCGUGAUAAAUUUAAGACGAAAGGUAACCACACGAAAUUUAUGAGGGUAAAAGUAAUAAGAGGUGUAAAAAAGGGAAAAGAUCACCAAAACGCUGCGUAUUGAUCCCCCUCCCUCCAUUCCCGCCAUCAACUAAAAUUAGUCAAAACAAAAAAUAGCCGGAUCCCUUGGAGUAAUAAAAGCAAGAAAGAACGGGACCACACCAACAGACGCGCGAUUUCCUCCGCCGUAUCGGCUGCCGCGAAUUCUCAUCUUGUCAGAUUAUCUCACCGGAGACCCGAUCAGAAACCAGAGAUUCGAAUCCGGAUUAAAAUAAAAACGAAGUAGUACCGAAUCCUUCUCUGGUUUCCUUCAAUCGCCACAAUGGCCGCCAUCGUAGUACGGAUCUUUCUGAUUUCAAUCCUCUGCCUGAUCGGCCUCGCCUCCGCCGCCCAAUCAGUCAUACGAAUGCCCAGCGACCGAACGGCCGGCGAGACGGACAGUUUCUGCAACAGCUGGAGGCUAUCGGUGGAGACGAACAACGCGGGGUUGUGGUCGACGCCGGAGGGAUGCCUGGGGUACCGAGUGGAUUACUUCACGGGAGUCCAGUACGCUUCGGAUUUGACGGUCGUGGCGUCGGAUUCGAUCGCGUUCGCCAGGAGCGUGACGCCCGCCGGGGACGGGAAGGACGGCUGGGUUUUCGACGUCGACGAGACUCUGCUCUCCAACCUACCGUUCUACGAGAAGUUCGGAUACAGCGCCGAGUCGUUCAACGAGGAAUUGUGGAACGAGUGGGUGAAUUCGACGGCGGCAGAAGCACUGCCGGAGAGCCUGGGGUUGUACAGGGAGCUGAAAGAGCUAGGGUUCACAGUGUUCAUCCUGACAGGACGUGACGAAUUUCAGAGGAAUGCAACCACAGCCAACCUCCUGGCCGCAGGUUUCAGGGAUUGGGAAAAGCUAAUCCUGAGGGGGAAAUCCGAUCGAGGGAAGCGAGCAGUGGUGUACAAAUCGGAGAAGAGGCAAGAGCUGGUGGAUCAAGGGUACAGGAUUCAUGGCAACUCUGGCGAUCAAUGGAGUGAUUUGUUAGGCUACGCCAUGGCGGUGAGGUCCUUCAAGUACCCUAAUCCAUUGUACUACAUUGCCUAGUUCCUCUGCUGCUGCAUAUAUAACGUAGCAUAACAACCAACGACGGAAUGGCGGCGGCCUGAUCUGCAGCCUCUCGUCAUUCCUUCUUUUUUUUUUUUUUUUUUAUGUAUUAGGGUUCGUAGCAGGAAAUCCUUUACAGAAGUUAGCACAGAUUUGACAUUUUUUUGGUCUUGGAUCUUCUGUAGUGGUAAAUAUUGUAAUCUGAGCGGCCUUUUGUGUUCUUCUAUCAAAAUGUACUGUACAUAGUGGUUUUAUUACAUCAUUAUAACUUGACUUAUUGUGUAAAAUUAACAGUUUUUUUAGACGUUUCAUCAACUUAGCUUUACUAUGCAAGUGGCUGAUCGAGUCUCCAUGGAUGCAUAUUAUGCAAGAGGCGAAGGUGUUCUGGUCUUCUCAAGGUAUAUCUGCUCAAUAAAUGAAUUUUUUUUUUCCAUGAACAAUAUUGUUUCAUUUUCUCCAUCCAUGUGAAUCAAGAUUGAUCUUAAUCUUAGAUUAGUUCAAGUCCCCUCCAACUGAUGAGACAUGGCUGGUUCGUUUCUUACAUACGUCACCCUCAAUUUGAUCGACCAACAACUAUAUAAUGAACCAACAUUGGCUCACAAAUUUCAUGCAUGAACAACUAUUGGAUUGCGCUCCACCCUUCAAAUUCCACGAGCAAAAAUUAAUUUGAUGUUUUAGUAUACAUAUCGAAAGAUCCAAGAUUGGUUCAGUCUAUAAUGGUUCGGGUCGUUUGGAUGGAUGAAUCUAGAAAUGAGUCGAUUUGAUCAAUUGUCUCGUUUUAUAAACGAAACAAUUAAAACAAGUCAAUUUGAAUUACCUGCCCCCAUCCCAGAUAAUUGAAAUUGACUCAAAACGGAUCAAUUCAAAAUACCUCAGGCAGAUUGAUCCAUCCAAAUUUUUGCUGGCAAACGAGGCAAUUUGGUACAAUUAUCUCAAAACGAGACAAUUGUAUCAAAUUGAUCUGUUACAAUUCCUCACCCAAACGACCCCUCGCAAACUAAGAUUGGUACAUCACCUUUUAUUUGUCGAAAUACAUGUAUCGCCAACAGGUUUGUUCGCUUGCAAAGGAUUCCCGAGAGCCACAACAAGAAAUGUGAUUGUUGUCGCAAAAUUUGCUUCGUUCAAUAAUCGCAAACAAGAGGAAAACCAAUGAACCCUAAUUUUUUUUAAUUCAUGAAAUGUCCACAUAAAUACCCUACUCACUAGCUAGUGUCGAUUACCCUAGGUGACCUUAUUGAACUCUGAAUCACCUUUGGUCACUUCGAACACCCCCGGGGUCUAUUCAGGGUCACCACGGGUCACUACAACCAUCACUGGGUUGAUCACAUCGGGCACCUUCGGUCACCAUCCCCAAGGUCAAUCCCCCGGGUCACCAUGGGUCACUCCGGCCACCCUCGAGUUCAAUCCCCCUAGGUUACCAUGGGUCACUCCGCCCAUCACCUCGUCGAUCACCCCCAGGUCAUCUUAGGUGACUCCAGUCACCCCAGGACCAACCACCCCAAGUCACAUUGGGCACACUUGGGGUCACCCCGACCAACCUUUGGUUCAGUCACCUAGAUCACCCAUUGACAUUUCUGGGGUCACUCCAGCCAACACAAGGAUCAAUCACCCAGGUCGAUUCGACCACCGCCAGGGUCGAUCAUCCUAGGUCACCUUGGGUCACUCUGACCAACCCUGAAAUCAAUUACCUUAAUUCACCUUGAGCACUCCUGGGAUCAUCCGGCCAACCCCAUGGUCAAUCACCUUGAGUCACCUUGGUCACCCCUAGGGUCAUCUCGUUCAAAUAUGAGGUCAUUAAUCUAAGGUCAAGGAGAGAUGAUAACUCCAUGAGAUGUGGUGUAUGGAUAUUUGGAGAGAGAAGGCAUCGUCGGUCGAAGACUUCUCUGAUUUAAGCUAGAGAGACCAGUGCAGAAGAGAGCUUACAAGGAGAGAGAGAGAGAGAGGAGCGCGAAGGUGGGAGGGGUAGGGGGCGAAAUACAAAAGAUUGUAGAAG